AUGGAUCGGUCCUCACCACAAGAGAGGGAGCUGCUGGACAAGCUAGAGGGACAAAACUUGACUCUAGGCAUGGAUGGUUAUGAGCGACCCCGCGCCGUCAAAUACAAGGACUUGUACGCCUUCUUCCGACCAGUCAUCGAUGGGGACGCUUCCAGCACCUUCUCUUCCUCAUCCGAAAUAUCUCUUCAAGGAGAGCGGGACAGGGACACAAACUGUGAAGCAGAUUGUUGGCUCAAGGCCAAACAAGUCAAAGCCUUCCUUGCCCGAGACUCGCCUGAAAGGCCCCUUCGGGAACCUUCGCAUGAAGCUGCAUCUGCAGCGGAAGCAGCUGCGAAGCUGUACACGCCACUGCGUCCUGGGUGGCUUCGGGUUGUCGUCCUCGAUCCAGGAGAGGGAGACACACCACUGCAAUGCACUCUUUUGCCCGAAUUACUAUUCGAUCCAUCUCGGGGAAAAAGAAGGCCUGGUGAUGUGAGAAAUGCGCGGUUGAUCAAAUGGACUCACUACGAAGCCGUCUCGUACCACUGGGGAUCGCCCAUCCUCUCGCGCAAGGUUCUCUGUCGCGGGGCUAGACUUUCGGAAACGGGCGAGGUUUACGAGACGCCCGAGGUCGCCAUGCCCGUCACAGCCAGCUUAUACGAGGCGCUACGAUGCCUGAGGUUAAAGGAUAGACCCCGUCUACUAUGGAUCGACGGUCUGUGCAUCAACCAAUACGACACCGCAGAGAAGAAUCGCCAAGUCAAGCAAAUGUUUGAGAUAUACAGAUUGUCUCGAAGAGUUCUCGUCCAUUUGGGCACGGCCACGAAAGGCACACAUAUGGCAAUGGUUUUUCUAGAUUAUGUGAACAACGAGGAAAUCCGUGAGUCGACACUCCAUCGGGCCCAUGACCCAGAGUGUAUCGAAACACUGCGAGCCAUAUACGCAGGUCUCCAUGAACUUCUUUGUCGGCCUUGGUUCGAGAGAUCUUGGAUAAGACAAGAGAUCAUCGGCACUAGAGGCUCCAUUGUCUGCUGUGGCUCUAAAAUCAUCAAAUGGACGGCCUUCAAGCGAGGAUGCAGAAGACUACGGUCACUCGAGACAAUCCUAGAGAGCCGCCUUGGGACUGAGUUUGAAAAGCCUACGAUGCUGCAACACCGACUCGAGAUCUUACGGGGGCUGAAGCGGAGCUGGUCAGCUGGCGAGCCCAUGAUGCAUACAAUGGUUCCAUCAGACAGCAUCUACAGCAGCAUAGCCGGUGGGAUACUCGAGUUGCUUGUCGUGAGCAAAUUUUCAGAGGCGACCGAUCCCAGAGACAAGGUUUACUCGCUUCUUGGGUUGGCACGCCCACUAAGACGAGCAGAAGGGAUAUUGCAUGGUUCAGCAGGCUCGUCGGGAUCCAACACAACGCCAACGCUGGAUCUACUGUCGUUCGAGGUCGACUACUCCAAGAGCCUUACUACGGUCUAUCAGUAUCUCACAAAGUUCAUCAUCAACGGUACGGGAAACUUGGACAUUCUCGCUCUGAUCAGGAGGCCUUCCGAGCAACCACGCCCGUAUCAGUUCGCAUCCUGGGUCCCCGACUGGCAGUCUUGCACGCCAAACAGCAUAGUCAGCAUUCGAGAUCCAUUGGUUCUCAUUCCCCAGCGUCUGCCGGCAAACUUUCUCGCGCCACAGCAGUCCUACGAAGAAGAAGACAUCCUCCGCGUUUUUGGUUGGCAUGUUACAAGCGUCAUGUUGCUGACUAACUACACUGCGUCCUUCGAAGAAAUGAACAGAAUAGAAAGAGAGAUGCCUCACGAAUUUGACCUUGAGGAGAUUCACCAGGUUUUCCAGGAAAUGAGCUUUCGAGAUUGGUCUCCAACGGAUACUUGGCGUUGUUGUCUUCUCGACCCUGGACGUAUUGCGCUCGUCCCUUCUGCGGCUUGUGUAGGGGAUCCUGUCUUCAUAGUCAAGGGAUCCCGGUUUCCAAUUCUUGUGAGGCCCGUGGAUGCGUUUCAUGACCAAGAGAGAGUUGCUGCAUCUGAUUUCCGAUGGGAGUACUUGGGAGUUUGUCUCCUUUGGUGCUUCUCCUUGGCGGGUACCGUUGAAACCGAUGAGGGAUUUUCCACUGUGCCCCCGGAGGAAUUGGUGGUUGUUUAA
Molecule: messenger RNA, 2118 nt
Organism: Fusarium vanettenii 77-13-4
Lineage: Eukaryota; Fungi; Ascomycota; Sordariomycetes; Hypocreales; Nectriaceae
Exons: 1
Coding region: 1-2118 (705 amino acids)
Source: RefSeq, a predicted model, not a curated record